AUGAUCAACAAUAAGGGAAUCCAAUUCUCUAAGGCAAGGACGGCGGGAAAUAGUGUGAAGGUGUUUACCAACACACCCGCAGACUACCGGCAGCUAGUUACCCUGCUAGACUCAAUGAAGAGGCCCUUCUUCACCUACCAGCUGAAGGAGGAUAAGUUGGACCAGAGGGUGAUUCGAGGACUUACCAGAGAGAUGGCUACCGAAGACAUCAGAGAAGAUCUAGUGAGCCAAGGGAUCGCAGACGCCGAGGUUCAACAGAUGAAGACCAGGAACACCAAGCAGCCGCUACCGCUCUUCCUCGUGAAGACGAGGAUGGCGGAAAAGCUGCAGGAGGUCCAGAGGCUGGCCAUGCUCACGGUCAGCUUCGAGAAGAAAACGAGAUCGACCGAGCCCAGCCAAUGCUACCGCUGCCAGCGGUACGGGCACACGCAGCGAAACUGCUGUCUCGCUGAACGAUUCAAAAGCGUCAAUUAUUUAGAAUUUGUGAAUGGCCUCAGUGUACCAAUCAUCAUCAAUAUACUUGCGACUUUAGAAAACCAACACCUGUUCAAUCUCCUUCGAUUCACCGACCCACAAGUGCAUUUUUAUAAGUUGUCAAACAGCGGAAUAAACAGUUAG
Messenger RNA from Acanthoscelides obtectus, 618 nucleotides. NCBI's taxonomy places the organism in Eukaryota, Metazoa, Arthropoda, Insecta, Coleoptera, Chrysomelidae. The record is from the annotation of a GenBank genome assembly.